Populus trichocarpa (black cottonwood) is the source of this 1784-nucleotide messenger RNA. Its product is annotated as protein synthesis inhibitor II. Gene Ontology annotation, molecular function: rRNA N-glycosylase activity. The transcript is spliced from 2 exons. The record is from RefSeq and is a predicted model, not a curated record. Bases 160 to 1284 code for a protein of 374 amino acids. Gene Ontology annotation, biological process: negative regulation of translation. NCBI's taxonomy places the organism in Eukaryota, Viridiplantae, Streptophyta, Magnoliopsida, Malpighiales, Salicaceae.
UGAGAAAUUACUCCACGUGCUUUCUCUUCCUAGUUUUUCUGUCUAUAUAUACAUCCCAAUACCAUUACAGAAACUGCAUAGCUUGAGGAGAUUCAACACCCAACAGAUUCGACUAAGCAAAUAGAAAAGCGAUUUAUCCAAGCAAUUUGAUCAAAGACAAUGCCGGUGGAGUUUGAGAUCGAGAUCAAUGUUCAAACCAGCACCAGGGGAGGUUAUCGAGAUUUCAUUGAGAAACUGCGUGAUCGAUUGGGCGUGAGAUUUUCCCACAAUCGUCCUGCACUUGCUGUUCAAGAGGAGCCACCCACUCGAUUCUUCGAUUUGGUAAUACGAACCAACGAUCACUCUGUGAGGUUCAGGUUGCGAAUGGAUAACCUGUACUUGAUUGGCUACCAGAUGCAGAACGGGCAGUGGUUGGAGUUCAACAACGAAACCGGUGUGCAUCUAAUUCGAGAACAAGGAACCGAAUUCCUAGGCUUCAAUGGUAGCUACAAUAUGUUAUCAAAUGUUGCUGGCCUGAGUAUGGAGGAAGUAAGAGUUGGCUUCUACAACCUAGGGUACGGUAUAAAUCAGCUUGCUACAUCGACAACUUGGAAGAUUAGGGCACGUUAUCUGAUUGGUGUGAUUAUGAUGAUCUGCGAAUCAACCAGACUAAUUCCUAUAUCCGACUAUAUGGCUACCAAUUUUGACAACUCGCAUGGCACUAGCUCUGAUGAUUACAAUAGUUAUGACAAUCGUAACCGAGAAGGCCAGAUCCAACCUUGGAUUACUACCUUAGUUCGUGCUUGGGACGCUUUCUCUGCAGCUUUGUUGCGUGCUGAUGCUUACCCAGAUGAAUCGUUUCAACUUCGAAGAAAUGUCGUGCGGCUUCCACCAGAUAACAGGGAAAUAAGAACUAUUUCCCAAGCUGCAGCAAUACUUGGCAUCUUGUUGGGACUUUGCUUCAGGAACAGUGGACAAAGAAGGUUCCCACGCAUGACCUUUGAUGAAGGACAAUGCUUUUUGGGCCUACCACUUGUGGAAGUGUUCUCGGUGAGCAUUGAUAACAUAGAUGGAGAGGAUCCCGGACAACUAUAUGGCACAAUCACAGUCGACGAUGGACUAAAUAUAGAGUACAUCUACAACCGCACAAGCAGCAACCCAGAAUCCAUCAAGCCAGGUCAAAAUGCUUCGCUAACUGGACCAUCUCAAUCCAUCAUUGCCAUCGGGAACUUUACCAUCAAAUUGCUUCUCACUGAUAUGUUGGUGAAUUCCGGCUCUCCCAUGCGCGGACCGGGGGUGUACUGAUAGUUGCUCAUCGAAGGAUUAAAGCACACUGACACAAUAUUUUACGUGGUUCGGCAAAACCGCCUACAUCCACGGGAGAGUCCAUAUUAUUAGAGAUAUAUAGAGAAAUGAUUACAACAUACAUGGAGGAGGAGGAUCACUUCACUCAAACUCAACUCCCAGCUCUUUUGUUGCACUUGCAGCUGCUGCAAUGGCAGCAGCCAUUACAGCUCUCUCUUUCUCUCCACUCUCUUGCACACACUCACGUUCUCUCUCAACCCUCUCACUUUGCUCUCAAAUAAUUGCCUUUUUUAUAGGCAAACAUGGUGAGCCCCUCCAGCACAUUUGUCAACAUGGAGGGGUCAACAAAGUCUUAAACCAUGGCAUGAAUUGUGGCACAAUUCAUGCUUCAACUUGCUUGGUGGUGGGGUAUUGCCACAAAUGACAAUAUCCUAACAAUCACCCCCUUGAUUAGACAUGUGAAAUCUAAUUCAAUUAUAAACCGAUGCGUUUUAUAGUUA